UACAUAUAUAUAUGUAUAUGGCAGGACUGGCUGGUGGAGUGUAUUCAGGUCUCACCUAUGGACUGACCAAAGCUUGAGGAGCUCAUGAUUGGUUAAGACAGACCACUCUAAAUUAUUAUUUUCAAUUAUAAAAGUGUAUGAUUAUGAUCGCCAUAUCAUAUGUGUAUUCAACAUCAAGAAGGCUUGAUGAAACUAUGGCUACAGAAAUUGAGAGUUUGAGCUUGUCAAGCAUGGAGGCUAUGCAGAAUGUUCUGGAACUCCUAAGUGACAUGCUACAGGCAGUAAAUCCUGGUGAUUCUGCGGCUGUAAAAGAUGAAGUGAUAGUUGAGCUUGUUAAUAGGUGCCGCACCAACCAGAAAAAGCUGAUGUAGAUGCUCACUUCAACUGGGUUAGUUUCAUCUAUACAUUAAGGAUAUUUAAUUAAGAAUAAUUUGCUCAUUGUAUUUUAUAUUAGUGUUUUCCUGGUGUGCCCUUUUAUGCUGUGCAUCUUUACAAGGAUUGAUAGUCAUGCCAGGUUGUACUGUUAUGGUUCAUCUCCAUGGCUGCCAGAUUAUUGUUUAGUCGUAUCCAU
Molecule: messenger RNA, 571 nt
Organism: Humulus lupulus (European hop)
Lineage: Eukaryota; Viridiplantae; Streptophyta; Magnoliopsida; Rosales; Cannabaceae
Product: TOM1-like protein 7
Exons: 3
Coding region: 138-371 (77 amino acids)
Biological process (GO): protein transport to vacuole involved in ubiquitin-dependent protein catabolic process via the multivesicular body sorting pathway
Molecular function (GO): phosphatidylinositol binding; ubiquitin binding
Source: RefSeq, a predicted model, not a curated record